AAGAACUUCUGGCUGUUCAGGCCACAUAUUUGACCAUUAUCUUCUUUCACUCAAAUCACCUUUAAGCUCAUCCCCAGGUAGCUGCUCCCCUCAGGGAAUGAAGGGCAAUGGCUCCGACGAGUUCUUUCACUCCAUCAACCACGCAGAACAGACGUUCCGCAAGAUGGAGAGCUACCUCCAGCAGAAGCAGCUCUGUGAUGUGCUCCUCAUUGCCGGAGACCACAAAAUCCCAGCCCACAGGCUCGUUCUCAGUGCCGUGUCUGACUACUUUGCCGCAAUGUUCACCAAUGAUGUGCGUGAGGCCAAACAAAAAGAGAUCAAGAUGGAAGGCGUGGACCCUGAUGCUCUCAAGGCACUGGUGCACUAUGCCUAUACAGGUGUCUUAGAGCUGAAAGAAGAUACGAUCGAGAGCUUGCUGGCCGCAGCUUGCCUCCUGCAGCUGGCUCAAGUCAUCGACGUUUGCUGCAACUUUCUCAUGAAACAGCUGCAUCCCUCCAACUGCUUAGGAAUCCGCUCGUUUGCCGAUGCCCAGGGUUGCCUGGACCUUCUGAAAGUGGCACAUGCGUACACGAUGGAACACUUCAUAGAGGUAAUAAAGAACCAAGAAUUCCUCUUACUCCCAGCUAAUGAAAUCUCCAAGCUACUGUCUAGUGAUGACCUCAAUGUUCCAGAUGAAGAAACCAUAUUCCAGGCUCUAAUGCUAUGGGUGAGGCAUGCCUUACAAGAAAGACAGAGAGAUCUCAGCAUGCUGCUCUCUUUCAUCAGGCUACCAUUACUACCACCGCAGUUACUAGCUGACCUUGAAAAUAGUUCCAUGUUUGUGGAUGACCUGGAAUGUCAAAAACUUCUGAUGGAGGCCAUGAAGUACCACCUGUUACCAGAAAGACGAUCGACGAUGCAAAGUCCACGAACCAAGCCCAGAAAGUCUACAGUGGGGGCUCUGUACGCUGUGGGGGGCAUGGAUGCAACAAAAGGCACUACCACGCUGGAGAAAUACGACCUGAGGACGAACAGCUGGCUUCAGGUGGGGGCGCUGAGCGGGCGAAGGCUGCAGUUCGGCGUGGCCGUCAUCGACAACAAGCUGUACAUCGUGGGAGGCAGAGACGGCCUGAAAACCUCCAACACCGUGGAAUGCUUCAGCCCCGGAACCAAAGUCUGGUCCGUCAUGCCUCCCAUGUCCACCCACAGGCAUGGCUUGGGAGUAGCCAUGCUUGAAGGACCCAUGUACGCUGUUGGGGGCCACGACGGAUGGAGUUACCUCAACACCGUUGAGCGGUGGGACCCCCAGGCCCGACAGUGGAAUUACGUGGCCAGCAUGUCAACCCCCAGGAGCACCGUGGGCGUCGCGGCUCUGAACAGCAAAUUGUACGCCGUCGGCGGGCGAGACGGGAGCUCCUGCCUGAAGUCGAUGGAAUGCUUCGACCCUCACACCAACAAGUGGAGCACGUGUGCCGCCAUGUCCAAGCGGCGAGGAGGGGUGGGAGUGGCCACCUACAAUGGCUUUUUGUACGCCGUGGGGGGACACGACGCCCCAGCGUCCAACCACUGCUCCCGCCUGUCGGACUGCGUGGAGAGGUAUGACCCGAAAACAGACACCUGGACCACCGUGGCCCCGCUGAGAGUUCCCCGCGACGCCGUGGGCAUCUGCCAGCUCGGAGACAGGCUGUACGCGGUCGGAGGAUACGACGGGCAGUCGUAUUUGAACACGGUUGAGUCGUACGAUGCGCAGAAUAAUGAGUGGACGGAGGAGGUCCCCGUCAACAUUGGAAGGGCCGGAGCUUGUGUCGUCGUGGUCAAGUUGCCGUGACUGACACACAAAUACCCCGGACCGACGUUUCCAUGAAACAGGGGAAGAGGAAGGGGAGAGGUGGAUGCCUGGGCAGGAAUGGAGGGUGGAGGCCGUUCUUUUUAGCAGCUGAAACGUUCAGAUAGACGUCAGCUUGAGGGUGGACCAGAAACCCGAAUUUGUCUGUCUUCUUGAAAAGAAGCAUUUUCAAGAUUUCAAUUGGAUACAAACUUUAGGAGGACUCUGGGUUUACCAGUUAAUAUUCAGGAAGAUGAGGAUGUUUUCAACCGGGCACUGAGGACCCAUUUUAAGAGUUAUUCAUAAAAAGCAAUAAGGGCCAGGAGGAGCGGACAGCAGAUACACCAGGAAACGCACAGUCAUCCCAAAUUUGUGAUGGUUUUAACUGAACUUAAAUGAAUAAAUAAAUGAAGAGUUGAACUAAAAUGAGCUUCAGACCGUCCAAGAAAACCAGUCAGGGUUGAAGUUGAACUAGCUUUCAAUUGAGGGAAUAUCAUAUUAUUUCAGGAAAUUGCUACUCUUCUAUUACGACCCUGAUACGAAAUCAUAAGGACAUGCAUAACAUUUUAUUUUCUGAAUCCACCUUUUUUCAGUUAAGAGGCUUUGAUGAUUUGCCAUAACAAGCCCCCCUCAGAAAUGUUUGUUUUCUCAGUUUGGGUGGUUUUAUCCUGAAAAACUUGUUGAGUUCUGGAAUUUCAAUAAGUUUUGCAUAAAAUCUCCAUUGCUUAAGACAAUUUACCGAUCUACUAGUUUCCCAUGACUUGGAUUUCUACACCUCAUAUCUAUUGAGAGAAGAAAGGUCUCAACCAGAGACCAUCUAAAGAAACUGGUGACCACCUUAAUCAGUUAUUGUGCUGAUGACAGUGUUUCACAUUGAUUACAUUGACUACUUUCCUUCAUCCCUCUGGCCGGACACCCUGAGCAUGCUGUAGCUUCAGUUUAAGUUGGAUGAAGAAUCCCCAUCACUGGGAAGAUGUUCAUGUAAAUUCAGCCAUUAAGCACAACGAACGAAAGAGGAAAUACAGUAUUUAUCAUAUUGAUACAAACUGUGAUUUUAGCUGGAGAGCCAACCGCUCCCCACGGCAGCCGACAUCUUUACCAACCACCCUUGUCCGCUCACUUCUUCGAGAACCCGAGGACUGUGUGUGCUUUGAAGCCUCGUGUUAUGGAAAACCGUUUCCAUCCUGUCGAACGCUCCAAUGCCACGGACCUCGGAGGAACCAUUUCUUCGUAAACACGUCCCCCCACAAGCCCAGAAUGGUCUGGCAUCAUCGGACAAGCUUUCGUUGAUUCUCUGGCAGUGGUCUGUCUAAAAUGCGGAGGGAAGACUCACCCUGGGCAAGACCUGAAUGGAUUCUAUCACUGUCAGCCACCCUGCUAACCUGUCUUUGGAAGUCAGAGGAUUGACAGUGAAAAUCCUUUUUCCGCAAGGUUGAAACACCAUGGCCUAGUGGAUAGAGCACUGCCCUGGGAGUUAGAAGGACCUGGGUUCUUAUUCCAG
Tachyglossus aculeatus (Australian echidna) is the source of this 3305-nucleotide messenger RNA. It is a transcript of the gene KLHL4, whose product is annotated as kelch like family member 4. The transcript is spliced from 11 exons. The record is from RefSeq and is a predicted model, not a curated record. Gene Ontology annotation, molecular function: protein binding. Lineage: Eukaryota; Metazoa; Chordata; Mammalia; Monotremata; Tachyglossidae. Bases 98 to 1807 code for a protein of 569 amino acids.